Messenger RNA from Prorocentrum cordatum, 1917 nucleotides. NCBI's taxonomy places the organism in Eukaryota, Dinophyceae, Prorocentrales, Prorocentraceae. The record is from the annotation of a GenBank genome assembly.
GCACGCGGAGGUGGUCGAGGUCGUCGGCGUCUACCAGGUGGACCAGCUGUGCAGGGGGGCGCUGGCCUACCUGGAGUCGCUGCGCCUGGCGCUGGGCUCGAUGGUGUGCCCGGCGCGGUUCCGUGGCGAGAGCGGGCUGCUGGAGAAGCUGGGCCACCGUUCUUCGUGGAAAUACGCUACCUGGCGGGGGCUGGGGGGGACAGCGAGGCGUCGGCCGGGGCGGCGGCCGCGUGGGACAAUGCUGAGCAGGAGCUGCGGAAGGUGUCCACGCGCCUCGAGGAGUGGGCGGCGCUGUCGCGGGCUGGGGCGGCGCAGUUUGACGCCCAGUCCUACAGCGCGUUCAGGUCGAUCUUGGACCGCAUGUACGAGAUGAUCUCGGACUUCACGCGCUCGAUGGCCGAGGACCUGGGCGGGCUGCUGCGCGCGCCGAACUUCCUGCCCCGGGAGAUGUUCCCAGACCCCCCGGGGGCGCGCCCGCCGGGCGCGGGCCUGGCCUCGAGCGUCUUCGCCGAUUCCCCGCGCGGGCGCUCCCUCCGGCACGGCUUCCUGGAGGCCCUGCGCCGGCCGGUCCCGCCGCUCGCGCAGCCGGCGUUCUCGCCGGGCUUCGAGGAGUGCGCGGAGCUGCCGCCGGCGCGGACGCCCGCGGGGCUGCCGCCGGAGUUCCUGGACGCCCCGGCCGCCUGGGCGCACCGCGACGUCUCGGGCGGGUCGCGGCGCGUCGCCUCGCCGAUGCAGCCUGCUGCUGGCGGCGGCGCAGCACACCCGGCUCUCGGACCUCUUCAUCUCGAAGUGUCGCCCUACGUGCUCUCGCCGAGCCCGGAGUGCGGGUCCAAGGAGGUGGCCUACGACCCCAGCCACUGCCUGCUGGACCAGGGCUGGGCGGGAUACUUCUUCCAGAUGAACCCCCUGCCGCCGUACAACUUCACCGUGGUCUACGCUGGGAAGCCCCUCGGCCCCGGCGUGCGCAUGCCGCAGAUGGACGUGCACAGCAUAGACGUGCCCUCCAUGGACACGCAGUGGAGCAGCCUGGUGUCCACGUUCAAGUCCAUGAACCACCACAGCCCCGACACCCUCUUCGUGAGCCCCCUCCUCGGCAACUGCCUCAUCCUGGACCGGCUGCUGGGGACGGGCUCCGUGCGGCCCAAGCUGAUCUACGCCCCGAUCAACCCCUUGGCGGCUCCGCCGGCCGAGGACACGCCCAACCUCGUGCAGUGGUGGAGCGCCCACGCGCAGGACUUCUUCGACCAGCUGACCGGCCAGUGGCAGACCACCAACGUGAACCACGUGCCAGUGACCACGUCGAUCUGGCAGGCUCAGUGUUCGCUGGCUUCCACGGACAAGAUUCUGCACAAGCACGGUUACCGCCUGUUGCAUGUGGAGCACACCUAUGCUAGGAUGCAGCUCCGGCACAAAGGACGGCGGCCCCCGCGGCCGUUGCGCCGGCGGGCUGUGCGAGUGCUUCCCGCCGUACCGCGGGCCCCUCUGCGAGCACACGGAGGACGCGCGCGUGCCGCAGACGCUCCGGGCGGCCGUGCACUACAUCACCGCGGAGACCGAAGGCGACCUGUCCGACCUCACGCGCUCGCUGGUAAGCCUCUGGGAGCGGCUCAACUGGCGCCGCGACUACCCGGUCUUGGUCUUCCACGAGGGCCUGUCGCCAGCCGCCCGCGAGCGCAUCGUCGGGGCUUCCGAGAACCGCGUGUGGCUGGUGAUGCUCCCGAAGUUCAAGGAGGUCCCCGAGGAGUGGGCCGCGCAGGCCAGCAGGAUGGCGCAGGACUUCUCGGUGGGCUACCGCGCCAUGAUACGCUGGAGGUCGGGGCCCGUCUUCCUGGAGCCGGCGCUGGCGAGCUUCGAGUACGCCAUGACGCUGGACACCGACUCGUACUUUCCGGCCGACCUGGCGGAGGAUCCGUUUGA